Messenger RNA from Homarus americanus (American lobster), 492 nucleotides. RefSeq names its product histidine-rich glycoprotein-like. The transcript has 4 exons. Bases 1 to 492 code for a protein of 163 amino acids. NCBI's taxonomy places the organism in Eukaryota, Metazoa, Arthropoda, Malacostraca, Decapoda, Nephropidae. The record is from RefSeq and is a predicted model, not a curated record.
AUGGCGAAGACGGAGUUUACCAAAAAGGUGGAAAAAGGGAUGUACAAGUAUGGACUCAGGUACACAAUACAGGAACACGACCACAACUACGACCAGGAACAUGACCACAACUACGACCAGGAACACGACCACAACUACGACCAGGAACACGACCACAACUACGUCCAGGAACACGACCACAACUACGUCCAGGAACACGACCACAACUACGUCCAGGAACACGACCACAACUACGUCCAGGAACAUGACCACAACUACGUCCAGGAACACGACCACAACUACGUCCAGGAACACGACCACAACUACGAACACGACCACAACUUCGUCCAGGAACAUGACCACAACUUCGUCAGGAACAUGACCACAACUACGACCGAGGAACACGACCACAACUACGACCAGGAACAUGACCACAACUACGUCCAGGAACACGACCACAACUUCGUCCAGAAACACGACCACAACUACGUCCAGGAACACGACCACAACUAG